This is a messenger RNA of Ruditapes philippinarum (Manila clam), 675 nucleotides long. RefSeq lists its product as uncharacterized. The record is from RefSeq and is a predicted model, not a curated record. Gene Ontology annotation, molecular function: nucleic acid binding. The coding region runs from base 1 to 675 and encodes 224 amino acids. Gene Ontology annotation, biological process: DNA integration. The transcript has a single exon. NCBI's taxonomy places the organism in Eukaryota, Metazoa, Mollusca, Bivalvia, Venerida, Veneridae.
AUGGAUUUGUGCUUUUACGGGGUACAAAACUUUGCAUACCAGAAUGUCUGCAAAAACAAACUGUUAUGCUUUUCGCAUGAAGGUCACCAAGGCCAAUCAAAAUGCAAAGGAUUAUUACGUGAAUAUUGCUGGUUUCCACAUAUGGAUAGAAUGGUGGAAGAAAUUUGUAGAUCAUGCAUUGUAUGCCAAGCUGCAUCAACAAGAAUUAUUCCAGACCCGAUCAAACCAACAUUACUACCACGAGAUGUGUUUUCUGAAGUCAGUUGUGACUUUUGUGGUCCUUUUCCAGACGGUUACAUGUUACUAGUUGUUAUAUGUGACUACAGUAGAUUUCCAGUAGUUGAAAGAAUCAAAUCGACAGCCGCAGAUACAGUCAUACCGCGAUUAGAGGCGAUAUUUUCGGUAUUCGGAUAUCCAGAGGUAGUGAAAACGGACAAUGGACCUCCGUUUCAAAGUCGCGCAUUCAGAGAAUUUGCUGAUAAUUCGGGAUUCAAACAUAAACGAAUCACUCCAUUGCACCCACAGGCAAAUGGAAUAGUUGAGAGAUUUAUGGCGCCACUGCAAAAAGCAAUUAAAACAGCGAUAGCGUCUAGACAAGAUUAUAAAAGAGCGUUAAGUAGAUAUCUUAUGAAUUUUCGGAACACACCACAAACAACUACACAAAACAGCUCCUAG